Messenger RNA from Exophiala bonariae, 1023 nucleotides. RefSeq lists its product as uncharacterized. The transcript is spliced from 2 exons. NCBI's taxonomy places the organism in Eukaryota, Fungi, Ascomycota, Eurotiomycetes, Chaetothyriales, Herpotrichiellaceae. Bases 1 to 1023 code for a protein of 340 amino acids. The record is from RefSeq and is a predicted model, not a curated record.
AUGCCACUCACGUUUGCCGCCAACAAGUCAUAUGCGCAUAGGUUAGCCUGCCUUUCUCUCUACAAAGCCCUCCUCAAAGAAUGCGCUAGUCUAUCAGCGGGUGCUGGCAUCAGCAAAAGCAAUGGACUUUCAUCUACCCUCCAAUCAUUAGUCCGUUAUCGAUUUAGACAGGACAAAAAUCUCCUCUCAAUAGCGGCCAUUGGGAAGGGACUCGAUGCAGGCAACGAAUUCUUGCGGCUUCUACAGGCGUGUGUCGCAAGAUCUGGCACUGCAAUUGACAAACUCGAAGUGAUACUGCAGUCAGCCAUGUCACGGGCUGAGGCCACAGCAACCAUCAAGGCAAGGAAUGCCACCUUCUGGCAGGCAGCUUCUCCCAAGAGACUGCCACAUAUUGAACAUAUCCGCCGUGUGUCCCGGAAAGACCUUCAACGGCCCUCGCCAAACGGCCCUGCAAUCUUCCUCCGUCCAAAACCACUGUCUGAAAUCACCUGGCCAAGAAGAAAGGUGCCGCGUUAUCUUAUCACCAGUGGAAUACCAGUUUUGAAGUACCCUGGCCCGCAACCAGUUUUGAUAAACCGGAUCAUCAAACAGAAAUGGCGGCGGAAUUACAAAUCUGUAGAAAUGCUGGAGUCCUUGGAAGAAGCGCGAAACAUGGCGGAACAUGAGGAUGUGUGGGACGACUUGGUUGAACGACAUGUUAGCGAUGAGAACAGAGGGUCUCCUGCCUCCCAAGGAAGCCAUGUGGCAGAUGAACGAAUGACUGGCACUUGGCAGGAUGCAUAUCAUUUGUCGAUUCGAAAGGUCGCGGCAACUCGUUACGGAAAUGAACGAACAAAUGCGGCCAUGGGUGAAAAGCUAUACAAAGUUUUGGUGGAUGAACGGGAGUUGAAGGAGAAAGAACGGCGAGCUGCUAAACACGAACGGAGAAUGGCAAGAAAACGUGCUCUAGGAUAUGUCAGCCUUUCGGCCGGUGUUGAUGAGGGUGCUGUGCCUGUUGCAACCGAGACCGAUGAGCUGAAGUGA